Molecule: messenger RNA, 1806 nt
Organism: Aureobasidium pullulans EXF-150
Lineage: Eukaryota; Fungi; Ascomycota; Dothideomycetes; Dothideales; Saccotheciaceae
Product: putative D-Xylulose kinase
Exons: 3
Coding region: 1-1806 (601 amino acids)
Biological process (GO): D-xylose metabolic process; xylulose metabolic process
Cellular component (GO): cytosol
Molecular function (GO): D-xylulokinase activity
Source: RefSeq, a predicted model, not a curated record
AUGGCAGAAUCAGGACCUUUGUACUUGGGCUUUGACCUUUCCACACAACAGCUGAAAGGUGUUAUUGUGGACUCGCAAUUGAAGCACAAACAUGAAGCCAAGGUCGACUUUGACGCCGACUUGGGCGAAAAGUACGGCAUUGAGAAGGGUGUCCUUACAAACCCCUCGGAAGGCGAAAUCUAUGCGCCUGUGGGUAUGUGGCUCGAGGCAGUAGAUCUGGUACUCUCAAGGCUACGAGAGGAUGGUCUCGACUUUUCACGAGUAAAGGGUGUGUCCGGAGCGGGCAUGCAGCACGGAACUGUCUUCUGGAGUCAACAAGCAGAGAACCUACUCUCCAGCCUGGACGCAAAGAAAUCGCUGGUCGAGCAAUUGGAGCCCAGCGCGCACAAGGACGAACGUAAGGGCGCUUUCAGUCACCCCGACAGUCCCAACUGGCAAGAUUCCUCAACUCAGAAGCAAUGCGACAAGUUCGACGCCGAGCUCGGAAGCCCUGAGACCCUGGCCGAUGUGACAGGCAGUGGAGCGCACCACCGUUUCAGUGGUCCUCAGAUCAUGCGAUUCAAGGCAAAGUACCCAGAGCACUACAAGGAAACUUCUCGCAUUUCGCUCGUGUCAUCUUUCCUGGCGUCUGUCUUCCUCGGCAAGUUCGCUCCAAUCGACAUCAGCGAUGUAACAGGCAUGAACCUGUGGCACAUCAAGGAGGGAAAAUGGAACGAGAAGCUGCUUGCUCUGGUAGCAGGAGGCGAAGACGGCGUUGCUGAGCUCAAGCACAAGCUCGGUCAUGUACCUGAAGAUGGUGGUGCCAGUUUCGGUCACAUCAGCAAGUACUUCUCGCAGCGCUACGGCUUUGCCCAAGACUGCAACGUCAUUCCAAUGACUGGCGACAACCCAGCAACCAUUCUCGCUCUCCCCCUCCAAGCCUCGGACGCCAUGGUCUCCCUCGGCACAUCCACCACCUUCCUCAUGAGCACACCACAAUACAAGCCUGAUCCUGCUUACCACUUCAUGAAUCAUCCCACAACCGCUGGUCUCUACAUGUUCAUGCUUUGCUACAAGAACGGUGGCCUCGCCCGUGAACACGUCCGUGACGCAAUCAACGGCAACAAGACCGACCGAUCAUGGGACAAGUUCAACGAGAUCGCCCUUUCCACUCCUCCCAUGGACCAAAAAUCCUCUUCUGACCCCAUGCGUAUGGGUCUCUACUUCCCUCGCCCUGAAAUCGUGCCCAACGUCCGCGCUGGCCAAUGGCGUUACGAAUACGAUUCUUCCUCGAACAAGCUGAACCAGACUUCUGCAGAGCAGAGCGUUGAUGCCGAUGCUCGUGGUAUCGUCGAGUCGCAAAUGUUGUCUCUACGUCUGCGUUCCGCAAACUUGGUAUCCGGCCACGAAGUCAACGGCGAGAAGCUUCCUCCUCAGCCUCGUCGUGUAUACCUCGUUGGUGGUGGCUCUGCUAACCCUGCUAUCGCACGCAUCAUUGGUGAUGUGCUGGGUGGAGCUGAAGGUAUCUACAAGCUCGACAUUGGUGGCAAUGCUUGCGCUCUGGGUGGUGCUUACAAGGCCGUCUGGGGAUGCGAGCGCCGUGGCAAGCAGACUUUCGAGCAGCUUGUUGAGGAGCGCUGGGACGAGGACGCCUUUGUCAAGAGAGUUGCCGAUGGUUACCGUCCUGGUGUGUUCGAGAAGUACGGCGAGGCUCUCAAGGGUUUCGCUGCUAUGGAGAAGGAAAUUGUGAAGUCCACUUCUGAGGGAGCCACAACCACUGGAGGCGUUUUCAUGAAGAACGAGCAUGGUCAAGGAGCAAAGAACUAA